Cutaneotrichosporon oleaginosum is the source of this 1799-nucleotide messenger RNA. RefSeq lists its product as uncharacterized. NCBI's taxonomy places the organism in Eukaryota, Fungi, Basidiomycota, Tremellomycetes, Trichosporonales, Trichosporonaceae. Gene Ontology annotation, biological process: aspartyl-tRNA aminoacylation. Gene Ontology annotation, molecular function: aspartate-tRNA ligase activity; ATP binding; RNA binding. The record is from RefSeq and is a predicted model, not a curated record. Gene Ontology annotation, cellular component: cytoplasm; cytosol; aminoacyl-tRNA synthetase multienzyme complex.
GGAAACUCCUCAAACGCAUCAUUCACCAUGUCUGAUCAGCCCCAGAACCCCGCCCAGCCUCCCGCCGCGGCCCCCGCCGAGGGCGCGCCUGCUGGCCCCAGCAAGUCGGAGCUCAAGAAGCGCGCCAAGGAAGCCGAGAAGGCCAGAAAGGCUGCUGAGCGGGCCGCCCGCGAAGAGGAGGAGCGCCAGAGACGCGAAGCAGCUGCCGCCGUCGACAAUGCCUCGCAGAACUAUGGCAAGCUGCCACUGCACCAGUCGCAGGAGCGUCUCGGCCGCGAGUACCUUCAGUUUGAGAAGCUCUCGGACGCCGACAUCGGCAAACAGGUGGUGUUCCGUGCGCGCAUGCACAACACUCGCGCACAGGGCGCAAAGAUGGUUUUCCUUCAGUUCCGCCAGCAGACCGAGACUCUCCAGGGCGUGCUGGUUCAGUCCAAGGACAGCGAUGAGCACCAGGUUUCGAAGCAGAUGCUCAAGUACGCGACCACCAUUCCCGCUGAGUCGAUCGUCACUGUUGAGGGUGUGAUCAAGGCGGCCGAGGUCAAGUCGUGCACGAUCCAGACGUACGAGGUCUCUGUGCAGAAGCUGUACACUGCUGUUGAGGCGCAGACCCUGCCCUUCUCCAUGGCGGAUGCGUCGCGUGACGAGGCCGACUUCCAGAAGGCCGAGCAGGACGAGAACCUCCAGUAUUCGCGCGUCAACCUUACCACCCGUCUUGACAACCGUGUCAUGGACCUGCGCACGCCCGCGAACCAGGCGAUUUUCCGCAUGCAGUCUGGCAUUUGCCAGCUCUUCCGCGAUCACCUCAAUGGCCUGGGCUUCAUCGAGAUCCACACGCCCAAGUUGCAGGGCGCUGCGACCGAGUCGGGCGCUUCCGUCUUCAAGGUCAAGUACUUCGACGGUGAGGCGUUCCUUGCUCAGUCGCCCCAGCUCGCCAAACAGAUGUGCAUUGCCGCCGACAUGGAGCGCGUGUACGAGAUUGCGCCCGUGUUCCGUGCCGAGAACUCCAACACUCACCGCCACAUGACGGAGUUCAUGGGUCUUGAUCUCGAGAUGGCCAUCACCGAGCACUACCACGAGGCGCUCGAGGUCAUUGACUCAAUGCUCAAGGCCAUCUUCCGCGGCCUCAAGGGCAAGUUUGCCAAGGAGAUUGAGGUGAUCCGCCGCCAGUUCCCCAGCGAGGACUUUGUCGUGCUUGACAAGACGCCGAUUAUUGAGUUCAAGGACGCUGUCAAGAUGCUUCAGGACGCUGGCGCCACUGAGUCGGACGGCUCCCCGCUCAAGGACGACGCCGACCUGAGCACUGAGAACGAGAAGUUCCUCGGCAAGCUUGUCAAGGAGAAGUACAACGGCGCCGACUACUACAUUGUCGACAAGUUCCCGGCCGACUUCCGCCCCGUAAACUUGACCGCUGUGCUUGGCUGACCUUAGUUCUACUCAAUGCCCACGCCUGGUAACCCGUCGACCGUCAACUCAUACGACAUCUACAUGCGUGGAGAAGAGAUCCUUUCCGGAGCUCAGCGUAUCCAUGACCCCGAGUUCCUCACGCAGCGCAUCAAGGAGCUCGGCAUGAACCCCGACGAGCUCAAGGACUACAUUGACGCCUUCCGCCUGGGCUGCCCGCCCCACGCCGGCGGCGGUAUCGGUCUGGAGCGCGUGCUGAUGUUCUACCUGGGUCUCGGCAACAUCCGUCGCGCCUCGCUCUUCCCCCGCGACCCCAAGCGUCUCAAGCCCUAGUUGGUACAUGAUCUGAAGCACCAAAAGUGUUCGCCUCGACAUGCAUUAUCUAUUUUAUCUCUGUG